AUGCAAACACCGGACAACAAAAUGCCAUCUUCCUCAACAGCAUUGUUGUUCCUCUGCCUACUGCUGGUGCCGUGCCUUCUUCUCUUGGAGGAAGCACAUGCGGUGCGCCAUGGAGGGAUCUCACUGAGGUUUCAACACACGGCGCUCCUCCAUUGGAAAGCUACACUUGCAAGCCCACCGCUGCAGAUGAGCUCUUGGCAGGAAAACACCAGCCCGUGCAACUGGACGGGCAUCAUGUGCGCGGCUGUUCGCCAUGGCCGCCACAUGCCCUGGGUGGUGGCCAACAUCUCCCUGCCGGGUGCUGGCAUCCGUGGCCAGCUUGGUGAGCUCAACUUUUCGGCUCUUCCAUUCCUCACAUAUAUUGACCUCAGCAACAACAGUCUCCAUGGUCCAAUACCAACUAAUAUCAGCUCUCUAUCAUCACUUUCUUAUCUUAACCUCAACUUCAACCAUCUCAACGGACAGAUUCCGUUUGAGUUUGGUAGCUUGCAGAGUCUCACCCAGCUUGAACUCUCGUUUAACAGACUCACGGGACAUAUCCCUGCAUCUCUGGGUAACCUAACAAUGUUAACUGAUCUUGUCAUUCACCAAAACAUGGUAUCAGGUCCCAUUCCUGAGGAGAUUGGAAGGCUUGUCAACCUACAGCUUCUACAGCUAAGCAACAUCACCUUAAGCGGUUUGAUACCAAAAACCCUUGGAAAUCUAACCCAACUAAAUACUUUGCGCCUGUUUGGUACUCAACUUUCAGGGCCUAUACCCCAAGAACUAGGCAGGCUAGUCCAUUUGCAAAUUCUUGAUCUUGGUUCAAAUCAUUUUUCAGGUCCAAUUCCAAUCUCCAUAACCAAUCUCACCAAGCUGAACAUGCUUCUUCUCAUUGAAAAUCAAAUCACAGGUUCCAUCCCCCCCGCAAUAGGCAAUCUCAAUAUGUUAAAGCAACUUUCUCUCUAUACAAAUCAAAUAACAGGUUCAAUACCCCCAGAACUAGGGAACCUCACUAUGCUCCAUGAACUUUAUCUCUAUACAAAUGAAAUCACAUGCCCAAUACCUUUAGAAUUGGGCAUGUUGCAGAAUCUCCGAGAAUUAGACUUGGCCGACAACCAAAUAUCUGGCUCUAUUCCUGACAGCUUAGGAAACAUUACCAACCUAUUACUACUACACCUCUAUGAAAAUCAGAUAACCGGUUCAAUACCAAAAUCUUUUGGGAAGUUGCGAAGCAUCCAAGAACUGCAUAUAUUUGAUAACAAAUUGUCAGGUUCUCUUCCUCAAGAAUUUGGAGAUGUCAUAAGCCUUGUUAAACUCGCGUUGAAUAACAACUAUCUUUCAGGACCUUUACCAGCAAAUAUAUGUUUAGGUGGCAGACUUCAAUAUCUCUUUGUCUAUUCUAAUAUGUUCAAUGGCCCCAUUCCAAGUAGUUUAAAGACUUGCACGAGUUUGGUUCGAAUUGACCUUCGGUGGAACCAACUAACAGGAGAUAUAUCUCAGCAUUUUGGUGUGUAUCCACAUCUCACAAAGAUGCGCUUGACAUCGAAUAGACUCUCUGGGCAGAUCUUACCAAAUCUAGGUGCAUCUACCGAACUGACGGUACUACACCUAGCACAAAAUAUGAUUACGGGUUCCAUACCUCCAAUCCUGUCUAAAUUGUCCAACCUAGUAGAGCUGAGACUCGAAUCUAAUCAUCUCAGCGGUGAGAUUCCACCAGAAAUCUGCACUUUAACUAAUCUAUAUAAACUAACCUUUUCAUCGAACCAAUUAUCUGGAUCCAUACCUACAGAGAUAGAAAAGCUCAGCAAUCUCGGAUACCUUGAUAUAUCUGGGAACAGACUGAGUGGAUCAAUACCUGAGGAACUAGGGGCCUGCAUGAAACUACAGUCCUUGAAGAUAAACGACAAUAACUUCAGUGGGAGUUUGCCUGAAGCGAUUGGAAAUUUAGCAGGCCUGCAGAUCAUGUUAGACGUGAGCAACAAUAACCUCAGUGGUGUGUUGCCACAGCAACUUGGGAAGUUGGAGAUGCUAGAAUUUCUGAAUUUAUCGCAUAAUCAGUUCAACAGCAGCAUUCCAUCCUCCUUUGCAAGCAUGGUGAGCCUUUCAACACUCGAUGUGUCCGACAACGACUUGGAAGGACCGGUCCCAAUAACACGGCUACUCCAAAAUGCUUCAGCAAGUUGGUUUCUUCCCAAUAAAGGUCUGUGUGGUAACCUCUCUGGCCUGCCACCUUGUUAUUCAAUUCCAAUAGCUAGUCACCAUAAACAGAAGACAUUUGGUUUUCUUUUGCCAAUUUUUCUCGUGGUGGGUUUCAGCAUUGUUGCCGCAAUUGUUGUCAUAAUAAUGCUUAGUCGUAAAAAGAAAAAACCACAAGAAAGUGUUACUGCUGAAGCAAGGGACCUAUUCUCUGUUUGGAAUUUUGAUGGAAGAUUGGCAUUUGACGAUAUUGUAAGGGCGACAGAAGACUUCGACGAUAAGUACAUCGUUGGAACAGGUGGAUACGGCAAGGUCUAUAAGGCACAACUCCAAGAUGGGAAGCUAGUUGCUGUGAAGAAGCUUCAUCGGACCGAAGAGGAGCUGGAUGAUGAAAGAAGAUUUUGCAAUGAAAUGGAGAUCUUAUCACAGAUCCGACAACGAAGCAUUGUAAAAAUGUAUGGAUUCUGCUCCCAUCCAGCGUAUAAAUUUCUUGUCUAUGACUACAUUCAGCGGGGAAGCCUCCACAGGACAUUGGAAAAUGAGGAGCUAGCAAAGGAAUUGGAUUGGCAGAAGAGAAUUGCUCUUGCAAAUGAUGUGGCUCAAGCAAUUUCUUAUUUGCACCAAGAAUGCAGUCCACCUAUAAUACAUCGAGAUAUCACGAGCAGCAACAUCUUACUUGAUUCAACCUUCAAGGCUUUUGUCUCGGAUUUUGGCAUAGCAAGGAUUCUUAAGCCCGAUUCAUCAAACUGGAGUGCACUAGCAGGAACGUAUGGCUACAUAGCUCCUGAACUGUCGUACACAUCUGUUGUGACAGAGAAAUGUGAUGUCUAUAGCUUUGGUGUGGUUGUGCUAGAGCUAGUGAUGGGGAAGCAUCCAAGGGAUCUAUUAGAUGGUACUUUGUCGAGUGGGGAACAAGCUAUGCUGGUGAAAGAUAUUCUAGACGAACGGCCGACGACACCAACAACAACAGAAGAGAAUAGCUUAGUUCUGCUCAUCAGGCUGGCCUUUUCUUGCUUGGAAUCUUCUCCACAAGCAAGGCCAACCAUGCGGGAGGCAUACCAAACACUCAUCCAGCAACCCUCUUCUAGUUCAUGUCCCGUGCCUUUCAGCACACUUACAUUACAGCAAGUAAGGGAUGCAUGUUAA
Molecule: messenger RNA, 3324 nt
Organism: Triticum turgidum subsp. durum (durum wheat)
Lineage: Eukaryota; Viridiplantae; Streptophyta; Magnoliopsida; Poales; Poaceae
Source: the annotation of a GenBank genome assembly